Messenger RNA from Galendromus occidentalis (western predatory mite), 4281 nucleotides. RefSeq names its product sal-like protein 1. NCBI's taxonomy places the organism in Eukaryota, Metazoa, Arthropoda, Arachnida, Mesostigmata, Phytoseiidae. Gene Ontology annotation, molecular function: DNA-binding transcription factor activity, RNA polymerase II-specific; RNA polymerase II cis-regulatory region sequence-specific DNA binding. The transcript has 16 exons. The record is from RefSeq and is a predicted model, not a curated record. Gene Ontology annotation, cellular component: nucleus. Gene Ontology annotation, biological process: regulation of transcription by RNA polymerase II. Bases 1 to 4281 code for a protein of 1426 amino acids.
AUGUCAACCCGGAGGAAGCAAAGGCUUCCGAAACACCUCGAUCCCCUGUCUCUCCUGGAUCAUCCCGAGAAUGGCUCAGCAGGAUUACUGGAUAAAGAGCUGAGCCUACUCAACCAAAAUAACUCAGGACAUCUCUCUGAUGAUGGAACGGCGAUCUCCGAACUGUCAUACAAGACCAAUGAAGCUGAAGACACAUCACAAGACGCUCACGUCUGUGGUAAGUGUCGACGCGAAUUUCUCGAGCUCAACGAGUUCCUACUGCACAAGAGAGCUUGCACCGGCAUUGGACCCCCUCAGCAGGAGGACAGCAAGUCGGGCGAUGGCGAGCUCCCCCCAACUCACGUGACCCUCGAAGCGCUCCGGGGAACUAGAGUGGCAGUCGCUCAGUUCAACACCCAAUCUUCCAACGAUGCUCCAGCAACCCCGGCGCUACAGGAUGCACUAGUUAGUCUUCGUCAACAACAAGCGGUUCAACUGCAGCUCUUCCAACAACUGGAAGCGUACGUUCGGAACAACGUCGGUGGACAUCCGUUGACGGCCAGCUUGGAGAGACCCGAUUCGCCGAAGGUACAGCCAGCCGAUACAACAAACCAGGAAGAGCUGGACGACGAGCGCGCAGCUGAAGAUCCUCGAGCCGCAACGAGCGAAAGCGAAGCCGAGGAUCGCUCCAAAAGCCCAAAGAUCAAGUCCGAGCAGGGUCCAGGUGGCCCUGUGAGUGUUCUGUGCGCUCCUCUGCCACCCGAUGCUGCCCCUGAGGUGACUCCAAAUGCGCCGAAUACUUUGGAGCUCCUGCAGAAACACACCGAGAAAGCUCUUCAGAACACGAUGUCCGGAGGCUCGUUCCUACUCAACGGCCUCGGCGCAUUUCCGGACGAAGCCAACGGGGACGGUAGACGAGGGGAGGGAAAAGACAAUUAUUUCAGGCACCGAUGCCGUUUCUGCGGCAAAGUAUUCGGUUCGGACUCCGCGCUGCAAAUCCACAUUCGCUCGCAUACCGGAGAGAGGCCGUUUAAGUGUAACGUUUGUGGAAAUCGAUUCUCCACCAAGGGAAAUCUUAAGGUGCACUUCCAGCGGCACAAAGCCAAGUAUCCGCAUGUUAAGAUGAAUCCACAUCCGGUCCCGGAGCAUAUGGACAAGCACUAUCCGCUUCUGGAACCUCCCGGAGAGCGGGUGUCGCCCCCACCGGGUCAACUACCCCUGGGCCCAUUACCGCUCCUGUCGACCGCUGGAAACGCACCGCUUCCCCUGGAUGAGAACGCUCGGUUUAGACUGAGUCUCGGAUUAGCAACUCCUCACUCGGCGGCGAAAUCAUUAUUAGCAGUUAGCGGCAACGGAGGAGACCUUCGUUUGGCUCCGGCCGCUACAUCAGACCUCCGGCUGCGCUCCUUCCCCAGCACGGAACGAUCCGUCGAAAACGCUACCAAUAAUCCUCUCGCGGAAAAUGUCCUCCUGCCGGGUAACUCGGUAUCGGCGCCUGGACUGUGGCAGUUAGCGAAGGAACUUCAGAAAAGUAGAGAGAGAGUGUUUGGCUUGGCAGAAUCGGCCAGUAGCAAUCACGACGAGGAAGAAGAAAGCAACGCUAGUGACAGGUCGCACGACAACGCCAAUCGUGAACUUAAUCUGAGUGCGAGCCCCGCGCCCGUGCCUGCGCCCUCGAACAGCCUUAAAGACCCCAUGAACGCCCAGGAGCCAAGAAGCAAAAGACUCCCUCUGGCAGAUGAAGAGGAGAAACUUGAUCGCGUGGAGCCCAUCGAAAAGCGAAGGCGCACCGAACAAGACAUAAGUUCCGAUUCGGCGCUCGUCCAGGGGCAAUCCGUUUCGGACAAGUCAGAAAUCUCUGAAUGCGACGACACCGGGAUGUCGGGAAUCGUCGUUCAAUCUCCGGACGGAGAUGCCCCUGCUGGUUACGAGUCGUGGGAAGAACUAAUGGAGGUUGCCACAGACACUGAAUCGGGAAUCCAGAAAUUGGUCGAACUCUCCGCCCAAAACGGCGGCGAGCCGAACCAAUGUGUCAUAUGCCAGCGGGUACUCAGUUGCCGAAGUGCGUUACAGAUGCACUAUCGAACUCAUACAGGGGAAAGACCCUUCAGAUGCAAACUCUGCGGAAGGGCUUUCACCACGAAGGGUAAUCUGAAAACACACAUGGGCGUACAUAGAGUCAAGGCCCCUCUUAGAGUAAUGCAUCAGUGUCCUCUUUGCUCCAAGCAGUUCACCAACUCACUCGUGCUCCAGCAACACGUUAGGAGUCACAAUAACAACACCGACUCCACAAACAGCACAACAGGUCAACCUCAGGACCUCAGCUGCACAUCUUCCCCAGGUCAGGGGCUUUCUCCUCGCGCUACUCCUUCCCCCCAAAGGCAGUCUCCGCCAGUGACUCCGAAUUCCCGAGCGUCGUUGGACAACCCAGAGUUGUUCCCGUCUCGAUCCCCUGGGGCGAGCGAGCUCAACAUGGGCAACGAUGACGGAUCGAGGUCUUCACCGGACAUUCGACCCGAGGUUACGUUCAGAGAGGGCGAACCCGACCUCUCGGAACCCAAUUCCUUGGGAAGACUCAACAGUUCUCCUCUAAGUCAUCCUGGUGUAGUCCCACCAGAGGCUCUCGCGAAUUUCAUCCCCGAUCUGACAGCUAGCAGGCGAAAAGCCACGAUCGAAGAGCUGAGACGAAAUUCUCUAAAUCCUAGUGAAAAAGCCGAAAACAACGGACCUUCGGACCGACACGAUGCUCGUCCGGAGAACGGCGGAGAGAACGGUUUCAGCAAGAACACGCUUGCCAUGCCUUUACUGUUGACUGGGGGGACCUCGUUGGCCGCGCUGGAGUCGUUGACAAAUGGAGCGCAGGGACUUGGCGGGAUCGCUUUGGGGCUCAUGGAUGGCCGGAUGAAUGCCGGCAAUAAUAAUUCAGCGACAACAGCGGCGUCCGAUCGACGCCGUUCCUCGCCCAAGCAGGAUCCAGUGCUCGAUCUCUCGUCGAAGCCACUCUCAAAGCUCAACACGACGAAUCCGACCGAUGCAGCCGCCCUGGCCGUCACUAACCUCCUGCAGACCAUCCACAACCAAGUGAAACCUCCCACGCAGGCGGAGCUUCUGGCCCAGGGAAAACUGUUACCGGGAUUGAGGUUUCCUGUGGCAUCGCCCAACGGGAGACCGAAUACCACCUGCCAGAUUUGCUACAAAACAUUCGCUUGCAACUCCGCGCUAGAGAUCCACUACAGAAGUCAUACUAAGGAGAGGCCCUUCAAGUGCGCGAUCUGCGAGCGUGGUUUCUCUACGAAAGGAAAUCUGAAGCAGCACAUGCUCACUCACAAGAUCCGGGAUCUCCCUCCCCAACUCUUCACGCAAACGAAUACGUCUCCGGGAGCGAUGAAUCCAAAUGCCAAACUGGGUACUGCCGCUCCGCAAGCUCUCCAAGUCCCGCUCCUGCCAACGUCGCCGAACAGCGGAGCCGGCGAGAACUCCUCAGACUCAUCCCGAGGAACAUCACCGUCGAUACAGAGUCCGCUAGGAUCGACUUCGUCGACGCCGACCAGUAGACACGUCUGCAAUUACUGCCAGAGACCUUUCUCCAGUUCCAGCUCUCUCCAGAUCCACCUUCGAACUCACACCGGAGACAAGCCGUUCCGCUGCGCCGUCUGUUCCCGCGCUUUCACCACAAAAGGCAACCUCAAGGUGCAUAUGGGCACUCAUGUAUGGAACCAGCAACAGAGCCAACAGCUGGCGCUGCUCGCACCAAAUAAUCAAGCGACGCCGCCCAAAAACGAAAACAAGAAGGGCAAGAAGCUCGAUCCGAUGGACCUCAAUCAGGUGAUGGCGAUUUCCCGGCCGGACCUGUACUUCAAUCCGUAUCUGAAUGCGAGCUUUUUGAAUGCUGCUGCCGCGUCUGGAGGUUUGCCUACUCUACUUGGAGGUCACGAACCCGACAGUCCGUUAUCAUUGGUGAAUAAAGGCGGCUCGUCCUCGGAGGCGAUGAGCUCUCCGCUGUCCUUAGUGAGGCAUCUUCAACAGCAAAUGCAAUAUCCGCUCGCGAAUCAUUUGCACAUCGGUGCGUCGUUGGACAACGGUGACUUACUCCGUCGCGAGAUUUCGGCCUCUCCAGAAUCCGUCUUGAGCUCCAAGUUCGAACCAGAUCCUGAAGCGCUCUCUCUGGUCAAGAAAGCUGGCUCUAAACAGAUGCAGGACAUCAACGACAACAACGAGAGACAUAAGGAACAGAUUCUUCCAGUGACAGAAGUCAAGCAGGAAGUUGAUGACCCGCUUACUCCCACCGAAACGCCGCAAUGA